Messenger RNA from Equus quagga, 5334 nucleotides. It is a transcript of the gene SLC25A29, whose product is annotated as solute carrier family 25 member 29. Gene Ontology annotation, cellular component: mitochondrion. Gene Ontology annotation, biological process: mitochondrial L-ornithine transmembrane transport. The transcript is spliced from 5 exons. Gene Ontology annotation, molecular function: high-affinity L-arginine transmembrane transporter activity. The coding region runs from base 3248 to 4186 and encodes 312 amino acids. Lineage: Eukaryota; Metazoa; Chordata; Mammalia; Perissodactyla; Equidae. The record is from RefSeq and is a predicted model, not a curated record.
GGGCGUGCGGCCCGAGGUGAGGGACCACCGGCGGCAGGCUCACUGCCGGCAGGGCGAGCGAGCCGCCAGCGAAGGACGCGUGCGGGGCGAGGAGCCGCGCGCUGAGCUGCCGCCGCCGCCGCCGCCCCCGACCCCGGCCCGCCCCGGGCUCCGCGCCAGGAGGCGGCGGCCAGGCCGAGUCCCAGCCCGGCGAGCCCGGGGGGACCUCGACGGCACCCAGCCCGGGAAGGGGCCGGAGAGGGAGAAGGACGAGGACGAAGGGCGGCUCGCCGGGGCCCCGGCAAUGGCGCUCGACUUCCUGGCUGGAUGCGCUGGGGGUGUGGCCGGCGUGCUGGUGGGACACCCGUUUGACACUGUCAAGGAACUCAGGUGCCCUCUGACCAAGAAAAGCAUUUCCUCCAGCACAGGCUUCAGGGCCGACCUUAAAAAGUUCUGUCCUUGGGCCUGGUGCAGGUUCAGGCCCCCCUGCCGGCUGGACCUGCUGAGUGACAGUGGGCCAGUCACCUUACUUCUGGGCCCAGACAUUCUCAGCUGCAAAAUGAAUGGAUGGGCAAGACGACCGAGGCCCUGGAGGUGCCUGGCGCCCCACAGGAGAGUGUGUUGGUGAAAUGCUGGUGCUGUAGAGCACGGCUCUCCUCCCGGGUCACUGUAGGCCAGUUUGUGGAGGAGGUGGAAGGGCCACACGGCAGCCCCCAAGUUCCCUGCACAGGCCGUGAGGGAGCCAGUCCACACAACUGCCCGGCCUUGCCCAGCUGGCCACCCAUGAGGCCUGCCCACGGUCUGGAGCGGCCCAGGACAGCCUGGCAGUGUCCACGUUACACUGUGUCUCUAUCUUGUGGUCAUGUGUUGUUAAUGCCUCUUGAAGCUGCCCAGCCAAGAAAUGCCUGGAUUCACCUCCUCAGCCCAGCUUUCCCGAGGCCUCUCUGGGCUGUGACUCGGCCCAGGCCUGGCCAGGCCUUCUGCAGCUCCCACUGGCCCCCUCGGUCAGUCCCCACCGGGCUGGGGAGCACUUUGCCUGGUGCCUCCACCUCCCUCUGAGCUCCCGAGCCCUGACCAGCAGCCCCUCAGUAAUUCGGCUGCAGGAGUCUCUCCACCCCACCGGGUUCCUGCCCCCUGGCCCCCUUCCCUGGAGGGUGGUCUUUGAGGAAAUCCAUUUGUGACCAUUUUUUUUUUUGCCACUGUGGCCCACUGGCAUCACAUCUGGGCAAACCCAUCUUAAAAAGCCAAGUUUUUUAUUAUGAAGGGGGGGAAACCCGCCCCCUCUAGUCAUCGCUGUCACUCAACUCUGUGACCCCUCUUGUCCUGCCCAUGGCCUCACACGACUGCGCUGUGCUGAGUGUGGAGCACACACAUUUGGUUUAAUUUAAUGCUGUAUUGCCAAUGGCCUUAUUUUUUUACUGGCUGUUUUCCAUUAUAAAAGUUAAACAUUCUCAUUAAAAGAAAAUUGGGAAAUAGAGAAACGCAAAUUCUUUCCUUCCACCAGACACAUGCGUUUUCACAUUUUUUGCAUUCCCUUCAGAAUCCCCCUGCACCACUGCCCCCGUCGGCAUGCAGUAUUUUUUAAAUGUGUUUUAAUCAUCAGAUACAUACACAUUUUUUUUUGUUGGCUUUCUACUACAAAAGUAAUGUAGGUUGUAAAAAAAAUUGUAACCAUAAUAGAGACAUACUAACAAGAAAAAAAACACUCCUUCAUAUAGGCUUUCCCCCACCCUUGCUAAUGAUUCUAGUGAAAAACAGAAAUGCACACAGACCCAAAGUAUUCCUUGCUUUUGGCAAAAGUGGGGUCUACUUCCUAGCUCUGCGGUUGUUGUUGUUUUAAUUGAAAUUUAACUCAUGUGGAAGAUGCCCACGUCCUAAGUAUAAAAUCUGUGCAUGGUCCUGAAGCACACGCCUAGGAAGAGGCGGGACAAGGCCAGCCCCCGAGGCCCCGGCUCCCUACGGAACUCCUCCCCUCCUCCAGCCGCCCACCGUCCUAACUUCUGACAACGUGGUCCAUUUUGCCUUUGCUCGAACCUCACCUAAUGGGACCUGUGCUCCGGAACAUGUGAGGGGACACCGUGUUCCGUGUCAGUCCACAUUGCCUCAUGGCCGGGACAUUUGCGGGUCAUUCCUCCAGGCCCUGGGGACCAAAAUUUGAGUCCAAAAUUUGGUUUUCCUCUGUUGUGCUCAAAACUGAAGCCCCAGUCCUCAGACACCGCCUUCACUCGUGUUUCUGUACGAAGGUAGUCUUCAGUCCUGCUUCAAGGGACACGACAGUGAUCAGGGACACUGAGUCCGCUGUCCGGGGCGGGGAGGGGUGGGGAGGCCGGGGGCUGGCGGCGGGGCUCCGCGCCUGGACGCGAUGUUGAAAUGUUGUGUUGUUUUAACGGCCUUUACUUUCUGAGCCAGGGGCGGUCUCCAUCCAUAGCAAAGUGUAACUUUGUUGUAGAUGAGCGUAAGCCUCACCCCGGAGAGCGCUAGUAAGUACAGACCAGGUGAACCCGCUGCUUCUCUUCUCUGUCCCGGCCUGGACCCCACCCCCAGAGUUCCCUCGGAGACCAGCAGGGGACAGGGAGGGUGUGAGGUGAUCCUGGGCCCGGCUCAGGUCCUGGGUGGGGGCCCCGGGUGGAGCUGGUCGAGAAAAAUCAGCCUCCUCUGGAGCAGCGGGUCUUCAUGUUGGGGUCUCCCAGCCCUGUGGGCAGCUGGGAGCCUCGUGGGCUUGUGUGUGAAUGACCGCUUUCCAGGGGUGGGUCCAUCACUCCACAGACAAGAGCCUGUCACCCCAAAAUGGCAAGAACCUCCACGCUAGACAUUACAAGACUUGGGCCACCGGGCCACAUUUCACCCCCAAACCUGGUCCCCCAGACUGCCAGAGACCAGGGGCUCAUCCCAGACCCAGGCGUCAGGAACAAAGGGGAGCGGAGCUCUGGGGUCCCUUGUGGGCAUGAAACAGUAUCCACCCUGCCGCCUGGGGGACCGAAAAUCCCACCCGAGCAGGGGACACAUCCUUUCUGCUAAUAGCCCUCUUAGUGCCAGUGUCGGGGGCCGCCCGAGGAAGAAAAACGCCCCACCAGAGACCUCGGAACAUUGGAGGGAAAAUGAAAAACCUUGAAUCACAAAAAGAACCUGAGCCAGAGCUCAUGGUGGUGAUGUUAUUCAAGUACAUCGAGUGGGUUUGCUUGUCUCUGAAAAUUCACCCCUCCCCUGCCAGGUCCUGGCAGAGCUGGGCAGCCGGGGCGGAAGGGGUGCUGGGGUGAACCGCCACAGGAUGCACGCGUCUGUCAGCUGCUUGUCAGAGCAGCGGCUACCAGCUGUUAAGGUCCUCGUGUGCAGAGAUGGGACUUUUCUUUACAAGACGAUUUCUGUGCGGCUUCAGGUCCAGAGCAUGGAGAAGCCCCAGUACCGAGGGACUUUGCACUGCUUCCAAUCCAUCAUCAGACAGGAGAGCGUGCUGGGCCUGUACAAGGGCCUGGGCUCGCCCCUCAUGGGGCUCACCUUCAUCAACGCGCUGGUGUUCGGCGUGCAGGGGAACACCCUCCGGGCCCUGGGCCGCGACUCGCCGCUCAACCAGUUCCUGGCGGGCGCGGCGGCGGGCGCCAUCCAGUGCGUCAUCUGCUGCCCGAUGGAGCUGGCCAAGACGCGGCUGCAGCUGCAGGACGCGGGCCCGGCGCGCACCUACCGGGGCUCGCUGGACUGCCUGGCGCAGAUCUACCGGCAGGAGGGGCUGCGCGGCGUCAACCGGGGCAUGGCGUCCACGCUGCUGCGCGAGACGCCCAGCUUCGGGGUCUACUUCCUGGCCUACGACGUGCUGACGCGGGCGCUGGGCUGCGAGCCGGAGGACCGCCUGCUGGUGCCCAAGCUGCUGCUGGCGGGCGGCACGUCGGGCAUCCUGUCCUGGCUCUCCACCUACCCCGUGGACGUGGUCAAGUCGCGGCUGCAGGCCGACGGGCUGCGGGGCGCCCCGCGCUACCGGGGCAUCCUCGACUGCGUGCGCCAGAGCUACCGGGCUGAGGGCUGGCGCGUCUUCACGCGCGGCCUGGCCUCCACGCUGCUGCGCGCCUUCCCCGUCAACGCCGCCACUUUCGCCACCGUCACCGUGGUGCUGACCUACGCGCGGGGCGAGGAGGCCCGGCCCGAGGGCGACGCUCUGCCCGCCGCCCCUGCUGCCCCCGCGGGGCCGGCCCUGGCUCAGCCCUCCAGCCUGUGACGCCCGCCCCCCGGCCCGAGGGGCCCGACCUCCCCAGGGGCCGCUUUCCAGAAAUCCAACACAGACAGAAAUUGGCCCCCAGCCCAUCGCCCUGCCCAGACCCCAGAUGCCGUGGGCUGUGGACUCUGUCAGACCUGGGUUGAAUUCCACUCAUCACCUGGGUGACCUUGGCCACCAACUUGACCUCCUCAGUUUUCUCAGCUGUGAAAUGGGGAUCCUCAUACCCACACUGUAGUCACGAAGCUCGGAGAUGGUGCCGUGCAGCGCCCAGCACUGAACCUGCCACUGUUACUUGGCGUCUUCCAGAAACCCAGCCCUUCCCUGGGAUCCCGCGCCACCACCACCACUGGGUCUCUGAUGACCCACCAGAGGGCUACCCAGUGACUCACCACCUGCAAACCCUCCACCUGGCAGAGCUCCAGGGACAUUUGGCCACCUGUCCAGGCUGUGUUAGGGACAGAGUGGCGGCUUGGGUUGCCCCCUGGUGUCAUAGAACUGAGUCCUCUGCCGAAGCACCCCAGCUUCUCCAUAUGGCACUGCUGGGAACGCCCCUACUACUGCCACUCCCCUGGAGGGUGACCUGGGGACCCACUAAGAAGCCAGGGGACCAGGGGCUGGGGUGGGGGUACAGCACAGGCCAGUGGGAGGAGAGCUCAACCGUCAAACAGGCCGUGGCGAGGGGAAGCCUUUGCACACUCUGGGCCUCAGGCUGCCCGUCUGUAAAAUGGGGACGUGGGUCAGCUGGUAUCUGGGGCUCUGGCCCACUCCUGGCCAUCUCCCCAGAGCCUGGUGUUCUGUGAGGCCUGUCAGUGGGCACACGUGUGGCCGGUUUGGGCCCCUCCAGGCCGAGGGGGCUCUGCCUGCGCUCCAGGGGCUGUCAUUAGAAGCUGGUGCUGUGGGGUGAGCUGGGGCAGCCCAGGCACAUCCGGUACGGUGUGGCCAUGUGGCUGUAUGGGGAGGCGAAUGGUUUUGCACAGGUUGGAGGUGACCGUGGCCUCCUUUGCCCUGAGUGGGGCUCAGCCUCCUGGGCUAUGUAACAAGCUCUCCGGGAGGCAGGCGGUACUCGAGGAAGACAAGACUCACGCCUGUGUACAUGGUGUCAUUGUACAGAAACCACCGAGGGAAUAAAGAAUUCUUUGUUUUUUUAA